AAACCACAUGCUGACUGUCAAUUGUUAUCAUUUUCAAUUUGUGUGAUCUAUUAAGCAUACAGCACUAGAAAAAAAUGAAAUUAUUCAUCGUGUGUCUUAUGGUUGUGAGCCAUACAUUGGCAGCACCUGGAACUCAAAAACGUGACAUUGAUAUCUAUACGUAUCAUCAUUUACCUGCCAUUCGUCAGGAAACAACGACUCACUACUGUCCCGAGGAAGAUAUACUAGCAAAAUUCGUCCCAGAACCACCACAUAUCCAAAGUUUCCCACUUCCUUCUCUUCCAAAUCAUAUUGUUAAAUAUGACGUUCCUAUUCCACUUCCUGUAGUUCCAGUUCAUCACGAUAACUUCCCACCGCCUCAAUUUCAUCAUGAAUUUAUCCCACAACUACCAACGCGUCAAGAAUAUGUAGAACCAAAUGAACCUGUUGUGCCCCAUGACACUUAUGGAGAACCCUUCCCAGAAUAUGGACUUCCAGGCAUUAGACAGGAAACCCCACCUCCACCUCCUCCAGAGGAAACAACCUUACCCCCACCCCCACCAGAAACUUCAACUUUACCCCCACCCCCUCCAGAAGAAACUACAACAUUCAUCCCACCAACAGAACCCCCAACCACAACAACAACUCAGAAAACAAAAUGGCAAAAAAUAGUCGAGCUCAAGCAUCAUCUGAAGCAACAUGUUAAGCAACAUCUUAUAGACAACAUCAAGCUUCCAGAAAUUCAAUAUCGCACACCAGCUUUUGUUGUCUCAAAAAAGGUUGAACUUCCAUUCCUUAAAAACUGGUUCAAUGGACAACAAUAA
This is a messenger RNA of Chironomus riparius, 803 nucleotides long. The record is from the annotation of a GenBank genome assembly. Lineage: Eukaryota; Metazoa; Arthropoda; Insecta; Diptera; Chironomidae.